GAUCAAUCUGGCAAUUUACUUUCCUCGUGGAAUAACCAAGCUGGAUCCUUGCAAAAAUUUCGGGUCUCUUGCCUUCGCUCCAAAAGUCCCAAUUUUCACGAAACGCUAAAUCGCUCGACAAAUCAAUGGUGGCAAUCGCCGAAUCAUCUGAAGCAAAUGCAGACUCGCCGUCGACGUCGUUACCAGCAGAUAGAGUUAAGCAUGAAGAAAAGUCACAUACCGUGGGACAGGGACUGGGAGAGUUCGUCCCAUGGAUCGACAACGCAGUGCAACAGGCGCAGCUUGCACAGAAGACAGUAGAAAGCACCUUAGAGAAUGCAAUCGUUGUGACGAAAUCUCGUCUCGAUCGUAUUUUAACUACCUCCUCUGCACACUUCAAUCAAACACUUGAUUCCUUGCAAGAUCUAAAGUCUGAAUAUAGUGUAUAUGAGGACCUGGUUUUUGGGAAGAUCAGAGAGGGUCUUCUCCUUGCUGCUUCACACCCCCUAACAACUACUGGAGCUGUUCUUGGUGUUGGAGUCCUGGGUCUGAAAAGGCCAAGACGUUUUCUGUACUACAGUGCAAUGCGGCUAUUUGUGAGUGAAGAGGCCUUGCUUUCUAGGGCCGAUGCAAAAGUCAAAGAGUUACAGAAAUCAAUUGACUUUCUGAAGGCUGAAAGUGCGAAGUUGGAG
This is a messenger RNA of Nicotiana tabacum (common tobacco), 671 nucleotides long. The record is from RefSeq and is a predicted model, not a curated record. NCBI's taxonomy places the organism in Eukaryota, Viridiplantae, Streptophyta, Magnoliopsida, Solanales, Solanaceae.